Molecule: messenger RNA, 1590 nt
Organism: Metarhizium acridum CQMa 102
Lineage: Eukaryota; Fungi; Ascomycota; Sordariomycetes; Hypocreales; Clavicipitaceae
Molecular function (GO): oxidoreductase activity; FAD binding
Source: RefSeq, a predicted model, not a curated record
AUGGGUCGCAAGAGGUUUCCAGAUUUCCCGCCGGAGGGAUUCAAGGGCAGGACCCUCCGCCCGGGGGACCCGGGGUACACGGAGGCGCGGCAGAUCCCCAACGCGCGGUACGGCAACGAGCCGGCCCUGAUAGCGCAGUGCCUCGACGCCGACGACAUCGUAGCCGCCGUGAAGUACUGUGACGCCCACGGGGAGCCGAUUGCCAUCCGUAGCGGCGGGCACGCCAUUGACGGGCACGCGAUGCCGCAGGACGCCUUUGUCAUUGACACGACGCCCAUGAAGAACAUCGCCGUCGACCCCGAGACGGGCGUCACCACCAUCGACGCCGGCGUCCUCCUGGGCGAGAUGGACGCCGCCACCCAGGAGCACGGCUACGUCGUGCCGUCGGGCACCGUCUCGGGCACGGGGGCCGCGGGGCUCACGCUCGGCGGCGGAAUGGGAUACCUGACGCGGCGGUUCGGCAUGACGGUCGACAGCCUGCUGUCGGUGGACGUGGUGACGGUCAAGGGCGAGCGGCUGGUCGCGUCGAGGGACCAGAACCCCGAGCUUUUCUGGGGCCUCUGCGGCGCCGGGCACAACCUCGCCGUCGCCACCUCCUUCACGUACCAGGCGCACAAGGUCGGGCCCGGCGUCGUCAGCGGGCUCAUCAUCUACGCCAUCGACGAUGCCGCCGGCGUGCUCGCCCAGCUCGACGCCGUCAUGCGCCGCGCCCCGCGCGAGCUGACCAUUUACCCGGUGGCUCUGCCGGCGCCGCCGCUGCCCGGCCUGCCGGGGCACAUGGUCGGCGUGCCCAUCCUGGUGCUCAUAGUCGUGUACACGGGCGCGCCGGACGGGUACGAGGCCGCCAUGGCCGGGGUGCGCUCGCUGGCCGCGCCGCUGGCCGACAUGGUCCGCCCGGCCAGCUGGCUGGAGACAAACUCCAUCCUGGACGUGCUCGCGCCGCCGGGCCGCCGACAGCGACAGCCCGGCCGCGGCGGCUACCUGGGCGGAAUCACGGCCGAGGUGGCCGGCGUCAUCGUGGCCGGCGUCAGGGCGGCCCCGGCGGCGACGAGCCCCGGCCCCAGCGUCGCCAUCGCCCUCCCGUGCCUCGGCGGCGCCAACUUCGACUUCCCCGAGGACUCGACGGCCUACUCGCGCCGCGGGGCCAACUGGAUGUGGGAGGUGCUGGGCAUGUGGGACACGCCGGACAGGGACGCCGAGUUUGAGCGCUGGGUCGACGGCGUCAUGGCCGCCAUGACGCCCUUCUCCCUGCGCAACGGCUACGUGAACCUGUCCAUCGACCGGGGGCCCGAGUGGCUGAGGAAUCUGUACGGCUCCGAGGAGAAGUGGGCGCGCAUCUGCGCGCUCAAGAAGGCCUUUGAUCCGCACAACCGCCUCCGGUACAACAAGAACGUUGCGAGGGCCGCGCUGGGGGCAGCCCCUCCCCGGUCCUGGAUGUCGUCGUGGGUGCCAUCCUCGUGGAUGGGCAGUGCCGCGUGGGCGCUCUCGUUUCUCGUCGUCUGCAGAGUCGGCGUGUAUGUGCAGCCCAACUGGGGGCUGGCGUUGUAUCUGGUGAGGCGGUUCGGCUCGAGCGGUAACGGGGCGUCGUGA